ACGGCGACACGACGCAAGUCGAUGAAUUAGGUUAGAGUCGUGCAGUAAAGUGACAGUAUUUUGCGAUUCAUAGAUUUUCGCCUACUCAUUUUUUCUAUAGCGUCGGUGAGUCUUAACCGGUAUAUACUAUCGUGAAAAUUUAGCGUAGUCGUUAAUAAUUCAACGAUGUUGAUAAAAGUGAAGACUCUUACAGGGAAGGAGAUCGAAAUAGAUAUAGAACCAACAGACAAGGUAGAAAGAAUUAAAGAAAGAGUGGAAGAGAAGGAGGGAAUACCACCUCAACAGCAGCGAUUAAUAUUCUCUGGCAAACAGAUGAACGACGAGAAGACUGCGCAAGAUUACAAAGUCCAGGGCGGUUCGGUGCUGCAUUUGGUACUUGCGUUGAGAGGAGGCUGUAGAUAUAACAUUCCUCAUUUAUAAACGACAGCGAAAGAAUAUUAAGGAAUUGUGAGAGCCAGAGAAAGGAAAAAAAAAAACAAAAAAAAUGUUUAUCAUUACAUAUGCGCGAUCCAGAAGGACUUGAAACUCUAUGUUAUUUUAAAUAGGAUAACAUAGUCAUGUGAUCUUUACAACCUAAAUAAAUAUUUAAUAAAAUAAUUUAAUCAUCUA
This is a messenger RNA of Acromyrmex echinatior (Panamanian leafcutter ant), 609 nucleotides long. RefSeq names its product Nedd8 ubiquitin like modifier (gene Nedd8). Lineage: Eukaryota; Metazoa; Arthropoda; Insecta; Hymenoptera; Formicidae. Gene Ontology annotation, molecular function: protein binding. The record is from RefSeq and is a predicted model, not a curated record.